CCGAAGCGCGCUUUCACGCACUUCUACGCACCUGCACACACUUCCACGAACGCACGAAAACGCCCAGGUAGUGCAACAUCACCUACGAGCCUCUUGGUUUGCUUUGUCAACACAUCGGUGUAAUUGAAGACAAUUAGCAUCAAAUUUGACAGAGUAGCUGGUGUGCUAAAACUGCGAAGGAACAAUAGCAUGUUUUUUGGUGCGGCAGCAAAUCUGGGCCGGCUGAUCUGUCGGCUGUCCCAACAGAACAUCAAGCAGCUAUAGGUCCUUCGGUCGGAGCUGAGGGAGCGCCCUGGCACUGAAGCGCUGUCAGCAGCACUCGGUGCCGCACUGCCGCAUCCCCGCGCCGGGGCGUCCCCAGCCGUAUCCCCGCCGACCGGUUCAGGCGACCACCAUCUCUUAGGCCACAGGGCCCCAGAAGCAUGUCUGCGGCCACUGAUAGCCCGCUGGUCUCGCUGCCGCAGCCGCCCAGCCGGCCGCCGCUGCGCACCUCCUCCAGCCGGACGUCUUUGGGGCCCGGCGUGUUUUCGCCCAUGUCCUCCCCCAAGUCCCUGCAGCGCCCCGCCGGACCCUCACCUUCCAGCAGCUUCGCGCGCCUCAGCGGCACCGGUGCCUCAGGAAGCAACUCGCCGGGCAAUGGACUGGGGCCGUCGCCGCCCAGCGGCGGGCUCAGCGGGGCUGGGGGUGACCUGCCCCGACUGACUCGAGCAUCCGAGUCGGGCGCGGAUCGCACCUCCAGGAACUCGCCGUCAACGCCUGGCGGCAGCUUGCGCCGCUCAACAACCAUGUCUGGCGCACGGGAGCCAGGCGGGUCAGCCAGUUUGGGAGUGACCCUGGCGGCAAAGGAGGGGUCUCCCUCCUCCAGCGGCGGCGGCCCCGGCGGCCCCGGGCCCAGCGGCAAUGAGAGCGCGGUCAUGGUGAAGCGCGAGCGCAACGCGCUCCUGCAGGAGAAGGCGCUCCUGCUGGCCAACAAGCGGCGAAUGGAGGCAGCCAUUCGGAGCCUGCUCGAGCAACAGGCGGAAGACGGUGCGGCGUGGGCCGGCGACGGAGGGGCCGCCGGUGGCGGGGGCGGGGGCAGUGGUUCGCUCAUGCCCGCGGUGGGCGGGUCUCGACCGCCGCUGACUCGAGCUGCUGGCAGCGUUAGAAACGUGAUGGCAAAGGUGCUGGAGGAGAGCUCAAACCUGGACAAACAGAUUGUGGUGAAAGGAAGCGCUGGGGCGGCCAUCUUGGCAAGCGCGGACGCGGACGCGCGCGUGCGAGAGCUGACGGCUCGUAUUGCAGAGCUACAGACGGAGCAUGAGGUGGCGCUGAGCCGGAUGGAGGGCGAGCUCAAGUACCGCAUUACGCAGGCUUCGGCCGCCACCAGCAGCCUACAGAGACAGCUGGGAGAGGCGGAGGAGGAUGUGGCGAGCCUGCGGCGGCAGCUGUCCUUGGCAGAGAGCCGCGUGCGUGAAUACGCCGACAACAACACGGAACUCCGGAGACAGGUGUAUGAGCUGAACACGACUCUUGGCGACAGGAAUCAAGCACUGGCGGACGCCAAGACCGCCAUGGGCACAGACAAGGCCACGCUCCAGACGGUGAACGAUAUGCUCAAGGCGCAGCUGCGGGAGGCAGCCGCGGACCGCGCCGCAAAGGCCGCGCGCAUCUCCGAGCUGGAGCGACAGCUGGUGCAUCGAGAGACGCUCUUAACCGAGGCGCAACAGCAGCUUGAGGCGGCGCGCGGAAUCCAGGCCAUCACCCACCACAGUGGCAGUGGUGGCGCUCCUCCAGGCCUGAUGGCCAUCGGCAGCAGCAGGAGCAGCAGCAUCCCGGGCGGGCUCAGCGCGGGGCUCUCCUCCUCCGUCUCGCUGCCGAUCGGUGCCAUGUCCUCAGCCUUCCACAGCACUGCCGGCCUUGGUGGCGGUGGAGGCGGUGGCGGCGGCGGCAGCGGUGGCAAUGGCACGCGGCUCGCGCCGCUGCCGCCGCCCGAGCCCAAGGAAGUGUGGGGCUCCGUGUCACCCAUGCUCGCGGCGGUGGGCGCGCGCUCCCACUUGCCUGCUGCCGGCGGACUCAACGGUUGUAACGGUCCCAAUAUUUAUAAUGGCAUCGCAGCCAACGGCCAGGCCGCAGCGCCCGUUGUGCCCAGCUUGAUCAUGGUCAAUGGCUUCAGCAAAGUGGGUGGCGGCGGCGGGACGGGUGCCGCGGGUGGGGCAACGCUAGGGCGCGGCGGCCCGGGGGCCGGCGCCGGCGCGCUGACGCCACAGGCGAUGGAGGCGGCCAAGAGCCUGGGGUUAUCGAGUGCGUACAGUGAGGAUUUCUCGGGCAGUGAGCCCGGAGAUGCGGAAGAGUGUGAAUGAAGCGGGAGAGGCACGGGUGUGCUGGCACACUGUGGGUGUGCAAUGUGUGCGGAUACAAUGCCAAGCUGUUGUAGCUGCCAGCAGUCUCUGUAGAGCAUAUGCAUACCGUAUGCAGGGUGACAGCAGCUCCGCUGGUACGUGGGCGUGUCCUAUUACUGAGCACCUACUUCGUUUGUAUUCAAUGCAUAUGUGCAUUAUGAUCUCUGCUCUUCAUUUUACAGCAACGCUUCAUUCUAUGAUGGAUGUGCUUCGCAUCAUUUGCUCUCAGGAGGGCAUACAUAGGCCCAGCUUGGUGCAAGCGCACGCAGCAGGCAAGGCACCCACAUACAUACGCCGCUGAAACUAUGCGUGAAUUAAAACGCACCUACUGCCGUAGGUUGUUUUGGGCUAGCUUUGGCAUGAUCCUGUCCCUUCGCAUUGCCACAUACCGACUCCUCAAUUCUGUGAUGGGACAGCACUACCAGGCGCCAACGGGUGGGAGUUUAACGACGGCAGGGCUGACUAGACGUCUCGUUGUGUCCCGCGCGGUGCCGUUGAUUACGUGAUGGCCGCCGUGAGCGUGGCAUGUGACUCAGUGCUUGCGCACGUGUGUUACAUAGGCAAGGGAAUGGGCGGCGCAGAGAUGCCUCUGGUUGUGAACCCCGUUAUGUGGUUUGAGUGUUGUGUGUUGGUGGGAGGGGGAGUGUGUUGGGGGGGAGUGCUCGGGGGUGUCCCGUGGGGGCUGAGAGCGCCGAAAGGGCGCUGGAAAGCAGGGGGGAUGCGUCAUGAAGGUGUCCUUGCUGCUACGUGCAUCUACCUUUGUCAACGGCAAGGCAGGUAAGCGUUGCGUAGCGUUCAAGAAAAAGGCAGGUGUACGGAGCUUGGGGUGAAUGGACCUGCGUGUCGAGUGAGGCGCAACAUAAGACGGCCAGGGACCAUGUGAAUUGUUGCCGCAUUAAGAGUAUGGCGGUACGUGAACGGCACCGCCAAGGGGGCGCGGGUCAGCGGGCGGAGGGGGGGGGAGACUCGAUGGCGGCCAAAGUCUCAGGAGGAAAAUUCGGCGCCGCCGACCCCUGGCCGACCUGCCGACUUCGCGGCCGACUGCCUAACGUUCGGCCAUGCCUCCGACGGCCAUGAAUGCUUGUCUUGCAACGCAAUUUGUGCUGUUUGGUCUGGCAUACUAAGAAACGACGAAU
Messenger RNA from Chlamydomonas reinhardtii, 3514 nucleotides. RefSeq lists its product as uncharacterized. The transcript has 11 exons. Bases 423 to 2339 code for a protein of 638 amino acids. Lineage: Eukaryota; Viridiplantae; Chlorophyta; Chlorophyceae; Chlamydomonadales; Chlamydomonadaceae. The record is from RefSeq and is a predicted model, not a curated record.